CAAAUUUCGAGGUCUCCACUAAUGAAACGGUACUUUUUCAGGUACUAGAAGUCAAAUUCCUUUGGCUAGCGAGGUAAACAAUCAUAUUACCUCUUUGUCGAUCAAUGAUAAACGUUACACGUGCAAAUAUCAAAGACAUGAUAUCGUGUCCUGUCAGUCUGCCUCUAUCAUAAUGGACGAGGGACUCCACCUAGUGGUCGGAGGUCUCGUAUCCCGAUAUACAGGUUUCUAAAGAUACAUAAGGCCUGGACGUAGUGCACAUGGCAGAAAAUACAACUGUGGAUUUGAACCCCACUGGGCCAGAGGCCAGGUGAUUCAACAAACACUUCUCAAUCAUUGUCAUUCAGUUUUUUUAGAGGCUUUGCUCUGCUUUAUUUAAUUUUACAGAUGCAGCUCCAGAUAUAUGCAUGCAAAACAUGCUGUGCAAACUCCAUCACCUGGACCUCAAGCCACACAGUCAUCUUCCAUGUCGAACUGUAUGUGCACGAUCCAUCCAUCCAUCUGCUACUGCACAUGAGGGCUGCGGGGGGUGCUGGUGGUGCCAAUCCCAUCUGACAUACUGUAGGGCGAAAGGCGGAGUACACCCUGGACAGCCCUGAAACUGAAAUAACUGACUACAUCCUGGUUCCUGACACUUGAUCAUUAAGCGUGCCUCAUUAAUCAUGGUCCAUUGUUCUGUCUUAACAUGUGUGGGUCACUUGUGUUUACUGAAAGUAAGCAUCCUGAUCUUUUCAUAAUACAAUACUUAAUGUUUAACAUAUUAUGGAUGAGGGUGGAUGAGACUUAAAUAUUGACUUUUGGAGUUUGGUGUUUAUUCCUGUAAGUUUCUUAGUAAGUUUCCAUACCUCACUGACAAAUUACCUACUGGAAUAUGAAAAUCAUAGGGGCUGUUAAUGUGAAAAUGAUUAACAAGAUCAUCAACCAACAAAAAAAAGGUUGGUUUGUUUUUGUUCAAGAUUAAUGUUUAAUAUGGCUUUUCCCUUGAUUUUUAUUUCCUGGUCACUGAGAGAAGGUUAAGUUUGUUUUUAGGACCUUUAGUGGCGCAAACCCUGACCUUGCCAGGACCAGCAGUCGUCAUGGAGACCAAUACCUGGUCCUAAUAAUACAGAACUUAAUCUGGGAGAAACCUGUUGGGUUUUGGGCUAAGGUUUGAAUUGUGGUUAGUUUUGGCUGUUCAAAUGAAUCGAGGUCAAUGCAAGUCCAUGAAAACAUCUCUGUGUAUGGGAUGAUGAGUUAUGCAUUGUGUGUGUGUGUGUGUGUAUUGACACUGCAUAUAUAAGCACUGUGGUGGGCUGUUAGUGCAGUUCUUCCUGGAUUCACCUGCUCUCCUGCAGCACAGGAGCAUCAGGCAGCAUGACUUCACACAGACUGACUGUCUGCUUCUUACUUGCCUCAGUUUUGGGGGCAGGUGAAUCAAUGUCAACAGUAGAAGUUCAAAAAUACACCUGCAGGAUGUUCGGCAGUGGUGUCAUUCAGCCUUUCAACAGCUCAGGUUUCUAUGUGCGAUCCAGCUGCCCUUUCACCCUCACCCGCUUCACCCACAACCGGGUUGACUGCGACAUCACGGUACGGCGAGGAGACAGCGGACUGCUGGCUCAAGUUGAGAUCAUCGUCAACAAAAUCAGGACUGUUGUGCAGAGUGGAAGCAUCCUGGUGGAAGAGAAAAGUGUUUCUCUUCCAUACGACCACACCUACCAGCAUAUUUUCCAAUAUGGCACUUACUCUCGACUAAGGAGCUUGCUGCUUCCUCUGUCGGUCACCUGGCACAGUGUUCCUGGAGGAAUCGACGUUGUGAGGGUGGAUCUGGAGCAGGCGCUGAACACUGAUAUGACUGGGCUGUGUGGAAAAAACAAUGUUCCAGGCAACAAGCAGCAGUUGAUCGCAGAGAGCGUGAUUCCCGAGGAAACGUGUCAAACACGAGAUCCUGUCUUUGCUCUUAAUCCACUAUGCAGACUGUUCUUUUCCUACACGCUGGACUGUUUGCAAGCCAGGACUCCUCAUUAUAUCAGACUCUGCGAAGAGAACAUUUACAGCUAUGAAAGCAGCAAAUACAUCGGCUGUGCUUUCUUCAAUGAGGUUGUCCAGCAGUGUGGAAAUGACAGCUACAUUUGGACCAUCUGGAGAACCGUAACCAGAUGUGAUCCACCAAGUUGUCCAGGAGACCUGGUUCAUGUAGAACAAGGCACUGCCUUUGUUCCCAGCUGCUCCAACCCAAACCCUGGCUUCUCCAACCAGGACCUAACAAGCUCCUGUGUCUGCCCAAAGGGUACGGUGCUUAAUGAUCGCACAGGUGGCUUCCACUGUGUGAACUUGUCCAACUGCCCCUGUGUGUUUGCCGGCAGGAGCUAUUUCCCUGGAGACACACGCAGCACCAAGUGUCAGUCGUGUGUGUGUGAGGGUGGUCGGUGGCGUUGCUCCAAAAACUUCUGCCCACCCAGAUGUCUCAUCGAGGGGCAGUUUGUCACAACAUUUGAUGGCAAACAAUAUGCCCUCCCUGGUAAAUGCACAUAUGUGGUGUUGCAGGGUCUCAAGUGGACAAUAACUAUUCAGUUUUCUGAAAAACACAUAUCCCUGAAAACAGCUGUCCUGCAGCUUUUUAAGGACGUGUAUACAUUUUCAAUCAACAGUGUUAAAGUAGGAGAGGAGGAAAUCACUGAACUUCAUCAGUCUGCGCAUGCCCUGGUUUUCUGGCAGUCUUCCUUGUACGUCCAAAUCCAGACGUCUUUUGGUUUAAAGAUGCAAGUCCAGAUGUUUCCUGAACUUCAGUUCUUUAUCACCCCACCCACAAACCACACCAGUAUCAUGUCAGGUCUUUGUGGCAACAGCAACAACGACACCACAGACGACUUCACCACAAGCAGCGGGAUCAUCGAGAACUCCCCACAGCCGUUUGCUUGGUCCUGGAGUGUGGGCACCUGUGCACUGAACAUACCCAAAAUCUGCAGCAGCGCAGACAAUGAAAUAUUUGCCGAUGAAAAGUGCUCUGUGUUGAACGACCCGACUGGGAUCUUUGCUAAGUGCCAUGGUCAUAUUCCAGCAGAUCAGUUCCACACUGCUUGCGUCCAAAGAACCUGCAACUGUGGGAACAACUUGCAGCAGUGUUUAUGUGUUGCUCUGGGCAGUUAUGCUAAAGCCUGCGCCAUUCUGGGUGUUGCAGUUGGUGACUGGAGGAAAGCUUCCAACUGCACUCUGAAAUGUCAAAACAACCAAGAAUUCUUCUACGACGUGCCAGCCUGCAACCAUACAUGUCGCUCCUUGUCCGGACAUGAUCCUCGCUGUCAGUUGGAUGACGCUCCUGCUGAGGGCUGUGGUUGCCCUGAAGGAACGCACCUGAACCAGGGACAAGUCUGCAGCCCCAAGGCAGAGUGUGAAUGUCACCACUUAGGUGGUACAACACCACCAGGGCCUGUUGUUGUUGAUGGACUUCAGUGCAUCUGUAAGAAUGGAGAACUGCUCUGUUCCAAGGACUGUGGUUGCAUGAAUGGGAAGGUCUGUGUUCACUGCUCUGAGUAUGCAGUGAACACAGCUCAGAAAACCUGCAACAGUCUCAGCAAACCACUGGGUGUCAGUGUGACCUGUGAGAGUGGCUGCCACUGCCCACAUGACCAGUAUGAGGAUCACCAUGGCAACUGUGUCUUUCUGGACAACUGUACAUGUGUGUACAGUGGCAAAGUGUUCAGAGCAGGACAGCAUGUCAAAACCAACUGUAAAAAAUGUAUUUGUGGUCAGGGUCAGUGGCACUGCAAAGAUGAGCCAUGUCCUGGGAAGUGUCAAGUUUAUGGAAAUGGCCAUUACCAGACCUUUGACUCUAAAUGGUAUCGCUUUAACGGACACUGCCAAUACACACUCGUCGAGGAUUACUGUGGAAAUGAAAAUGGCUCCUUCUCUGUCAGGGUGGAGAGUGUACCGUGCUGUGAUGAAGCACUGACUUGCUCUCGCUCCAUCGUCCUGGACCUGCAGGGCACAGUCACCCUGACACUGAGCGACAUGAAGGUGACCAGGCGUAUACAAAAAGGCAGGACUCUGCAAGCACAUUCACUUUACACCACACACACCGUGGGACUCUAUAUCAUAAUCUCAGUGCCAAACAGUGGGAUAACGCUCAUCUGGGAUAAACACACCAGGAUCACCAUAGAGCUGCAUUCAAACUGGAGAAACCGAGUGUGUGGCCUCUGUGGGAAUUUUGACUCCAGUGAGGUGAAUGACCUACAGAUAAGUGGCUCAGCAGUGGUGUCUAGUCCUCUGACCUUUGGCAACAGCUGGAAAGCUGCCACACCCCCUUGUUCUGAUGUGACCACUGAGAUAUUUCCAUGUGAACACAACUCCUACUGCUCAGCCUGGGCCCAGCGGCGCUGUAUGAUCAUUACAUCAGACACCUUCAAAGACUGCCACUUAAAAGUGGACCCAGAACCCUACUACCAUGCCUGUGUGCAGGAGUCCUGCUCCUGUGAGUUUGAAGGGAAGUUUCUGGGCUUUUGCACCGCGGUGGCAGCCUAUGCUGAGGCCUGCAGUGACCAGGAUGUGUGUGUCAAAUGGAGAACACCCGAUUUGUGCCCGGUCUACUGCGACUACUACAACAAGCAGGGCCAGUGUAGCUGGCACUACGAAGCCUGUGGUGAGAUGCUCACAUGCAGCAAAGUCGACUAUUUCACUCACAAACUUGAAGGCUGCUACCCUAGAUGUCCGAAAGAUGCACCAUACUUUGACGAAAACACUGGAGAGUGUACUAAAUUGAAGAACUGUACCUGUUUUUUUAAUGGCACUAUCCUUCAGCCUGGGACAGUGGUAAUGAUAGAGUCCACUACUUGCCCCUGUGAAAAUGGAACAGUUAACUGUAGUAAGUAUGAAUCACACUCACUUGGUAGGACAUUUUUUCCUUCUUUCAAAAUACCAGAGCUUACUCCCACAGCUCAUCCAACAACACCUCCACCUAUCACCACAGCAUCAACAAGUUCCAUUAUACCUGCUACAUUCACAACCGAAACAACUGUGCCUUCCACCACACCAGCAACUACAUCUGAUAUAGCUACAACUGAAACAUGGUCAACCGUGCCUUCAACCACCACUACACCACUGACAACCACUACCAAUGUCUCAACUACUACUGAAACAUGGUCAACCGUGCCUUCAACCACCACUACACCACUGACAACCACUACCAAUGUCUCAACUACUACUGAAACAUGGUCAACCGUGCCUUCAACCACCACUACACCACUGACAACCACUACCAAUGUCUCAACUACUGCUGAAACAUGGUCAACCGUGCCUUCAAACACCACUACACCACUGACAACCACUACCAAUGUCUCAACUACUGCUGAAACAUGGUCAACCAUGCCUUCAACCACUGCUACACCACUGACAACCACUACCAAUGUCUCAACUACUACUGGAACAUGGUCAACCCUGCCUUCAACCACUGCUACACCACUGACAACCACUACCAAUGUCUCAACUACUACUGAAACAUGGUCAACCGUGCCUUCAACCACUGCUACACCACUGACAACCACUACCAAUGUCUCAACUACUACUGAAACAUUGUCAACCGUGCCUUCAACUACUGCUACACCACUGACAACCACUACCAAUGUCUCAACUACUACUGAAACAUGGUCAACUGUGCCUUCAACCACUGCUACACAACUAACGACCAUUGCCAAUGGCACAACUACCCCUGAAACGUGGUCAACCAUGCCUUCAACCUCCCCUACACCGCUGACAACCACUACCAAUGUCUCACCUACCACUGUAACAUCAAAACCCUCCACCACCUCUUCACCAACAACUGACUUAACAGUUGAAGUAUCCUCACCAAUGCCAACCACCGUCUCACCACAAGUCCCAAAAACCAAUGCCUCAACUACUACAAAAAACUGGUCAACUGUCAUUUCCUCAAUUUCCACACAAAUGACUACAACUACCUCCACCACUGAUGUAGUCUCAGUAACCUCUACAGAAGUGUCAAAUACAACAGCAGUCACUACGAGCCCACCGUCCACAUCCUCUGCAGCUACAAUGACAUUAGGAACCUCACCUGCUACACCUGCUGGAACCACCACCACAUCUCAUGGAGUUACUUACAAAUCUACAACGCCACCAUCAACAUAUAUCACUGAGAUUCCCACCAGUAAAGGUUUUACCGAUGCAACAUCAACGACUCAACAAACAACACCUGAAGAGCGACCCACAACCACGAUUAAUACAGUGACAGAGAAAACCCAUCACACUUCAGGAGCCACAAAUACAGCACAAUCCACAUUUACUAUGGUCAGUCCAGAGGUUGUGACAGAAGGAACAUCAACCUUAACCCCUGUCACACAAUUUAAAGACAGUCCAUGUACCGAUCUUAAAAGGAAAAAAACCUGGGCUUAUAAUGAGACAUGGACAGAGGACUGUUUCAGCAAGAUCUGUAAAAAUGGGACGAUUGAGUUGACCCCAGUAGUGUGUCCCGAGCCAUCGGUUCCCAUCUGCCCCAGAGGCCAGGUCACAAAAGUCUCAGAUGGAUGCUGUGAAACCCUGAAAUGUGACUGUCGCUGUGAGCUGUAUGGGGACCCCCACUAUAUUUCUUUUGAAGGAGUAACAUUUGAUUUCCUGGAUGAAUGCACCUACAUCUUGGUGGAGGAGCAGUCACCUCAACAUAAUCUUUCCAUCGCUGUGGACAACUUUUUCUGCAUGCCCAGCCUCCACGGCUCCUGUGCUAAAGGCAUCAUCCUCCAAUAUCAGAGCAAUGUGGCUACACUUAGUAUCAUCCCAGAUUUGUUUGCAGUACAGGCCACUCUGAACAACAUGACCAUACAUCCACCAUAUGAGGAACACGGGAUGAAGUUUGAGACCACAGGUUACGUGGUGUCAGUCUACCUCCCAGAGGUCCGCUCUUAUGUCUCGCUUAGUCCUUCUUACACCCUGGUGGUCAAUCUGGCCAUGGAGCAUUUCCUCAACAACACACAGGGACAGUGUGGUGUGUGCGGCGGUGGAUCAUGUAUCCGUAGAGGAGGCCAGAUCGAGGACAACAGUUGCUGUGAUAAGACUGCGUAUGACUGGGUGUUGGCAGACACUCUGAAGCCGGCCUGUCUUUCUGCACCAAAGGACGUGCCCUGUCAUCCUGGGCCAAAUCCAGCACCCACUGACACACCCCUUCCCACCCCCACCAGCACCAGCUGCCCUGCAAGUUCACUCUGUGAGCUGCUGGACCAUCCAGUAUUUUCAACCUGCAGGCAGUAUGUGAAUCUGCCCCUUAAAAAGAAGAACUGUGAGUUCGACUCGUGUGGGAACAGAGGCGGUCCGUGCUCCGCUCUGGAGCAAGCGGCUGAAGAAUGCAAGAACUGCAUUGACUGGAGAAUACUCACGAAUGGAAUCUGUGAUGUGCCCUGUCCAAAAGGAUUGGUUUACAGAGAAUGCCGUAACAAGCUGGAUGACUUCUGCUAUGGAGGAAUUCAACAUCCAGGGGCCUCCCUUGCAAAAAACAGCGCAGGUUGUUUCUGUCCCAGUGGCCAGUUCAGGGCGGGAAACCACUCGAACACAUGUGUGUCUGAGUGUUCCUACUGUAAAGGACCACUUGGAGAGCCAAGAAUGCCUGGUGAGGUGUGGCAGUCCAGCUGUCUCCUGUGCACGUGUAACAACCAGACUCGGACAGAGGAGUGUUUUCCAAGACCCAGUGAACCUGCUCCUCUCUGUGGCCCCAACUAUGUUUUGAAAAACAACACUUGCUGUGGUGAUCAGAUUUGUGUUGAGAGGACCUGCAGUUACAAGGACAAGUUGUACAAGUUUGGAGACACAUGGAAAGAUUCCAGUCAUCCCUGCAUGUCAUUCAACUGCAGCAAUGAGGGAGUUCAUACUGCAACAGUCGCCUGUUCACAAGAAACCUGUCCUGAGGAGGACAAGGUUUGGGACAACCAGCAUUGCUGCUUCACAUGUAAACAGAGCUGUGCUCCUAAGGUGUCCAGCUUUAACAUCAGCAUAGACAACUGCACCACCACCAUAAAGAUGCCAGUGUGCCAGGGCCAGUGUGUGUCUCAGCCCAGGGUGGUGGUAAUGCACGGCGACCUGCAGGUGGAGCCGAGGAGUAGAUGCUGUAAGGAGCAGGGCUCGGAGAGGAGAACAGUGACCCUGCAGUGCUCGGACCUCACCACCAGGCACCUGGCCUACUGGCACAUCACCAGCUGUGAGUGUAGAAUCUGCAGUGCACUUCGCUGACCUGAACAGCACAAGGGCAAAUAGUUAUGUGACAUCACAAUUAAGAUUUCCAAAUCAACCUUAAGCUAUUGGAAUUCAGCUGAUAAUAAUGUGUUUUUUCAUCUUAAACAACUCAAUCUGUAGUAUGUCAAAUAAAAUGAUUUUGUUACCAAU
Messenger RNA from Solea solea (common sole), 8352 nucleotides. RefSeq names its product mucin-2-like. Gene Ontology annotation, cellular component: extracellular matrix. Gene Ontology annotation, molecular function: protein binding. The record is from RefSeq and is a predicted model, not a curated record. The transcript has 47 exons. The coding region runs from base 1354 to 8199 and encodes 2281 amino acids. NCBI's taxonomy places the organism in Eukaryota, Metazoa, Chordata, Actinopteri, Pleuronectiformes, Soleidae.